Molecule: messenger RNA, 946 nt
Organism: Anopheles gambiae (African malaria mosquito)
Lineage: Eukaryota; Metazoa; Arthropoda; Insecta; Diptera; Culicidae
Exons: 1
Coding region: 141-830 (229 amino acids)
Biological process (GO): transcription by RNA polymerase III
Cellular component (GO): transcription factor TFIIIC complex
Source: RefSeq, a predicted model, not a curated record
GCUGACCGUUGACCGGGUGUUUGCAAAACAGCAACAAACGUAAACAAACAAUCACAAAAUAUCACUUUCCGUGCUCGUUCACGAAUAUUCUGUUAAUUCUGUAGUAAUAAGACUAAAAUAAAAGCACAAACAACUUCAAAAUGCAUAGAACCAGCGGUACGGCCCGAUCCAUACUGUCCGAGAUAAAGAUGGAGGUCGAUUCGCACACACAGCCACGGGCCGGCUCCUCGAAAGCCAGUACCGACGACGACGAUCUUUACGAGGAGGAAUUUACGCUGCUGGCCGAUUUCGACAUAUGCCUGGACGUGGACGAUCCGAACCUCCACAUCAAGGUGGUCGGAAUCGAUUCCGAACAUCCCGUGAUCCAGGUGAACGACGAGGUGUACCAGGGCACAACGGACUUCGCCUUCGGCACGAACGUGUUCUUCGAAAAGGAUGCCAAAGCGACGGCGGAUCUGGAUCCGGUGUUCGAGAACAACAUCAAAGACCUGUACCGGCACGUGGGCAGUACGGAUAAGGUGCUGCGGAUGAAGCGAAUAUUCAUCACCGCAAAGGAGCAAGACGCCCGCGAACAGCAGGACCACCAGUCGUCUGCGGCGAGCGAACGGAACAGUUCGGGCGAUGAGACCCGGCAACCGGACGGUAGAAAGAAGUGGGAAGUCAACAUGACGUACGAGGAGGCACUGAAUAUGCACCUAGCGGAGGGCAGUGUACCUAGCCGCCGCAUAACGGGGACAUUAAAUGGAGAGGAACUGGUGCAAAAUCGCAACAUCAAGGGCGAACCGAUGGAUGCUGAACAUGAUGAUGAUGAUAAUAGUGGGGAUGUGUAACAACACAUGAAAAGCGCCAUUCCUUUACGCAUUCGUUAAGUACUCCCCGGAAGAUUCUUUCAAACUCCCGCGUUCCACGUCUGCAACAAAUACACUUUUUACAUAAAAUGCAUUAA